Clunio marinus is the source of this 4835-nucleotide messenger RNA. Lineage: Eukaryota; Metazoa; Arthropoda; Insecta; Diptera; Chironomidae. The record is from the annotation of a GenBank genome assembly.
CAGAACUCUCUCAGUUUCAACAUACAUACUGGUAGUGUAACACCGCAUUUCUAUUGUAAAUCAUAUUAAAAUUCAAUUGAUAUUUUUACAAAAAGAAACAAAAGUUAAAGUCGGUAUAAGUUGCAAAUAUAUUCCAUGAAAGAUCAUGAAAAGUUUUUGAAAAGUUAAUCAUUAGAAAUAAUACAAAACAAAACAUUAAAACUUCCAUCCGACGGCAUAAACAUCAAUUGUAGCUUUAGAUAUGGCACGAUCAUUUUAAACAUGGCUAAAAUAAAAAGUGAAAAAAAGAAACUAAAAAUACUGAGUCUUCCGUGAAUUUAAGGAUUUAUAUUUGUAUAAAUUUCUGAGAAAAUUCCACUUGGCUGUGCAAUUUUAAUAAUUUUAUCAUCUUUGUGUUAGUAAAGUAACAACAUUUUUAAAGCGAUAAGAAACAUACUGAUAAGAAGAAAAAAAAAUUGUUAUUGAAGAAAAUUAUAGUAAGCAGCAAACAAAGCAAUCUGAUUUGGAAUAUUUAGUGAAAAAUUAGCCCUUCAAGUUUUACGUGAUGCAGGAAAAUUCAAUAGAAGUUGAAGUUCAUUGACUAUAUAAGACUUGUUAAGAAAUAUUGUCGAAUCGUAGUUUGUGCUUAAUAUUUUUACAAAUGCUUUGGAAAAAGCAUAAAAUUUCCUAGAAGAGGAAAUGACGUGUCAUGAAAGAGGAAUAAAAUGCCAAGCCAAUGUCCACUUCUAUUAUUGUGAGAAUUCAACUGUCACCAUCCAGUAUAUCUCCUGACACCAUUACGCCAACUAUAAGCGUUAGCAAUAGUGGCGUUCACAAAAUUAAAAUGUCACAGACAAACAAUGUUGGAGCUACUAAAGCUUCACCUGCUAAUCCGUCGUCACCAGGUGAUGAUUUUGGUAGUACGGAUGAGGUGAAAGUCUUUAAGGAUGAAGGUGAUAAAGAAGAUGAGCAGUCAUCAGGAGAGAACCUUCUGCUGGAGGAAAAAUCGAGUCUGAUUGAUUUGACUGAAAGCGAGGAUAAAUCAGACAAACACUCCCUUCGACAGAACCAUAGCCCUAUCUACAGCAAGGAUGUACAUCAUCCAUCAAGCUUUAAUGUUGGCUACCUUGUAUCGCCAUAUUCUUAUACUAACGGUGCUGCUUCUAUGGCAAACAAAAUAGGUGCAUUACCUUUCUUCUGUCAUAACGGUGACCAUCUAACAACGCCACCUCCAGCUCACUGUGGAAUCCCUGCCUAUCAGAUUGAUCCCAAAACUAUGGGUUUAACUCGCCCAGCACUCUAUCCGUUUCCUGCCGCACAAUACGCGUAUCCAAUGUUAAGUCCAGAAAUGAGUGCAGCAUCAUGGCACACUCCAUCAAUGUACUCUGCUUCCUCGGGGUUUAGAAGUCCAUAUCCAUCAUCUUUACCUAUAAAUUCAACAUUAUCAAGAUUUUCACCAAAUAGCUUGUUGCCUUCUGUCCAUCCACACCAUGUUCUCAACUCCCAUGCAACACUUGUAACUUCGUCGGGGAAACAAGAGAGUUCAGAAUCAAAUCAUAGAUUUGGCCGGACAAGAAUAAUCUACUUUGUAAGUGUGUUUGUAUGUAGCAAAGUGGAGGAAAAAAAUUUGGCCUCGUUUGCCAACAUGGAGCCGUGUUUAAAUGAGCCAUUAAAUUUAUGUACCAAAAACUUAUCGCGUUCGAGUGAUGGUGAUACAUGUGAUGGUUCCUCCGAUAAAAAAAAGAUCAUAGAUUACGAUAAAAUUUGUCUUCCGACAUUUGUGGAUGAUAGCAAAGAAAAAAGUGAUAAUGCUUUGUCAUUGACAGAAGCAAGCACAAAUGGCAUAUCAUCGUCUCAUUGGGAAACCGAGAGUGACGAAGUUCGAAUUCGUAGUGCGUUUCUGAAACCUGAUAUUGAUGACUUAGACAGUGUGAAUGGCUCACCUAUUUGGGAAUUUAAAGAAAAAAAUCCGAAUUUAUUGUUACAACAACAAUAUUUCCUAUUAAACCAACAACAUCAACAACAUUUAAUAAAUAAUGAAUCAGAUGGAAACUCUGCUAAGAUGCAUCUCGACAAAUAUAUGAAAUUAACAAAUCGAUAUCUAAAUACGAUGUCCCCGUUUUUUCAACAUUUUACUCCAUUGAUAAACCAUAGCCAAGAAGAUAGUUUAUCAACAAGUGCGCAAGUAGCAGCUACAGCGGCAGCUACACUACUUCUAACUAACAAUCUGUCGAACCAAACACAAUUAAGGGAAGAACGCAGCAUUCAUUUAGAAUCGCAAGAAUCAAACGAGACUUCAGGUGCCCGUUUUCUUCCAAUACAUAACACUAUACGAUCCUUUCUUCACAAACUCAUUGAGCAUAAUUUUAUUCAGCAAGUUCAACGACAACAACAAAUAAAUGACAUGAUAAAUAAUAAUAAUCAUCAAAAUUGUAAUAACAAUAAUCAUAGCUCCUAUAACUCCUUUAAAAAAAUAACUUCAAGCAACACUGAAGGCGAAGUAGCCGAAUACUUCAACCAUAACAUGCUUUCUCAACAGAAUAAUUAUCAAAUAAAAACCUUUUUAGAUUUCUUAAAAAAAGCUGAUGACAAUAGGAAUCAGCAAAAUUACAAGAGUUCAUCCAUCGAACCUCAACACAACAAUAAGAAUUUGUCAAGUUCAAUACCUCCAGAUAACGUAAAAGAUUCCUUAGCAAAUGACAAAAAAAAACCACAUAUCAAGAAGCCACUUAAUGCAUUUAUGCUUUAUAUGAAAGAGAUGCGAGCACAGGUUGUUGCAGAGUGCACCCUUAAAGAAUCUGCUGCUAUCAAUCAAAUACUUGGAAGAAAGUGGCACGCCUUGGGCCGAGAAGAGCAAGCCAAAUAUUAUGAGUUAGCGAGACGCGAACGACAAUUGCAUAUGCAAAUGUAUCCAGAUUGGAGUUCGCGGACGAACGCAUCGAGGGGCAAGAAGCGGAAGCGAAAGCAAGAACCAAACGACGGAGGUAACAGUAUGAAAAAAUGCCGAGCAAGAUAUGGACUAGAUCAGCAAAAUCAAUGGUGUAAGCCUUGCAGUCCAGGAUUGUCAAUAUUAAGUGGGACAACUGUAGUCAGUAACACAGUAAUCCCCACCACGACUACAUCUUCAUCGUCGUCAUCUUCGGUGCAUUUGCUUGGUGUAGCUGGAAGCUUAAAUACUUUGGUCAAUGGACCUCCUCAAGCGUCACCUCAAACUCCUACUUACUGUACUGGUCGGUACACUCCCUACUCUGAUGAUGAUGAUGAACAUAUUUUUGGAAAAGCACGAGUGUGUUUCGAAGUACCAUUUCUGAUCGUUAGGAAAAAGUACUAUGUUGAUUUACCUUCCAUUAUUGGCUUUUCCGCUGAGCCCAAGAAAAUGCAAAUAAAAGGUGAAAUUUGGCUACAUUUUUGGAGGCGAAAGAAAAAGUGCAUACGAUACAAGGAGGCAGAAGAAACGCGCGAUUUAGAAAAUUUUGGAUCGGAUGAUAAUUUUGGAUCAUGUGGAUCAGUUGAUGAUGCUCAAACACCUGAUGAUGAUAACGAGUCUUUGAAUCAGUCGAUGUCAAGUCCAAGUGCUCUGAGCGGUCUGUCUAGUCUUCAGUCGCCUUCAACUUCUCUUGCAUCACCUAUAAAUAUAGUAGCAUCACCUUCUACGCCAAAUCCAAAUGUAUCACUUCCCCAUGAUGACAAUCAAAUCGUUACAUCUAUUGUAACUCAAAUUCAGCGCAACAAAUUACACAGUGGUUGGGAAGGAAAAUAUCAGAAUAAUCAAAAACCACAAAAUGGAAUUUUUUCUCAAGAAGACAUGAACACAGAAAAACAAAAACAACCUUUACACGAUGUUCAUAUUAAAAAGGAGCCUUCAGAUUUUCAAAACCGUGAUCAUCAUCAGAAUCAACGAAUAGAUCAAAUUUUCUAUGAUAAACUUCCAAUUGUUCAUCGUAAUCCAGUUGGUGCAAAUCCACGAGAUAUAAACAAUCCUUUAAGUGUAAAUCAAUUGACACGGCAAGAUUUUCAACCAUACGGAAAUGGAAGUGGGUUAACAUAUUAUCCACCAUUUCAAAAGUCAUUGAUGACGCAUCAUCAUUCUCAUCCAUUUGCUCAAAUACAUGCAGCAAACUUUGCAAAUUUCCAAUUUGCUGCAGCAGCAGCAGCAGCGGCAGCGGCACAUCAAACGCCUAACGUCGGAAAAGACGCAGGUUCGUCAAAUGGAACGCAUCAUCAUAAUGAUGAUGGAAAUGCAAUAAGUGUAACGUAAACUUUAUUAUUUUCUUUUCUAUGAUAUCAGAAAAUGUGGUAGAGUUAAACAUUUGUUUAAAACUUUAUAUUAGCACAAUUUAAAUUUUGCAACAAAAAAGUUUCACAUUCACUUGAAAAUCAUUCAAAUGAUCUCAACUACUUUUUUUUUCAUUCUAUGUUAUUCCGUAAAUCGAUUCUUCUUUCAUUUCAUAAAACUUUUACGGAAUUAGAAAUAUAUAAUUCAUAGUGCCACCUGCAAAGAAAUUAAGACGUUUAAUUUUUAUAAAUCCCGAUUGUGAUUUCUAUUUUGACAAAUUAAUUUCAGUGUGCCAAAAAUUAAUUUUUGAAAACGAAAUCAGAAAUGAGAACUUGAAAUGAUAGUUUGCAUUUUGUUCUUUUAAUUUUCUGAAGACAUUAUAUAACAACAAAAUUUCGAGUAUUCUUGAAGUUACUUUUGGUAACUUCACAUAAUACAUUAUUCAACAAUGAAUACACCGUAAACUGCUUUCUUCCAAUAACUUUUUUUUGUGUCAAUAUCAAAAUUUUAUGUUAACAGAUUAAGUUUUAAAACAAUAUUUUAUUUAUUGUGAUCAAUGUAUUUUUUUUUAAUUUUCGAC